This is a messenger RNA of Epinephelus moara (kelp grouper), 5850 nucleotides long. It is a transcript of the gene qki2, whose product is annotated as QKI, KH domain containing, RNA binding 2. Gene Ontology annotation, biological process: regulation of mRNA splicing, via spliceosome. The record is from RefSeq and is a predicted model, not a curated record. The transcript is spliced from 7 exons. Gene Ontology annotation, cellular component: nucleus. The coding region runs from base 503 to 1453 and encodes 316 amino acids. Gene Ontology annotation, molecular function: mRNA binding. Lineage: Eukaryota; Metazoa; Chordata; Actinopteri; Perciformes; Serranidae.
UCGUGCUGCUGCUGUACUGUAAUCAUAUGAUAGGGAGCCGAGCCCCGCUGCAGAAUACCGACACACCGGGCGGACACCAGCGGAGCAGCCGGGGCGGAGGACACCAGUUGAUGGUAGAGAUUUUAUUUUAGCCGUUACAGAAGCGCGUGGAGUCCGUGAAAGUGUCAAAAAGAGCCAAAGUCCCCUCAAAAAGGAACUUUUUUAAACUCUGGAGAGAGUCGGACACAGGGGGGGAACCGUUUGGAAGAGAGGAGGGCGACACACACGAAACGUUAACCGAGGGACAGUCGAUUUAACCGGAGCUGAGGUUUGAGUUAGCUAACACACACACACACACACAUACACACACACACACACACACAGAGGUAGGCGGUCAGCGGGUCGGUGGAAACCCCUGGGGUCCUCGCAUCGCUUGUCGGGGCGUGUGUGGUUGUUUUUUUGUGGCUUUCCCCCACAAGUUUCUAAAAACUAGCUAGGUCACUUUACUGUCGAAGCUGAAGCCAUGGUCGGGGAGACAGAGGUGAAGGAGAGACCCAAGUCCAACCCGGACUAUCUCAUGCAGCUGAUGAACGACAGGAAGGUGAUGAGCUCCCUGCCCAACUUCAGCGGCAUCUUCACGCAUCUGGAGCGGCUGCUGGAUGAAGAAAUCGGCAGGGUACGCAAAGACAUGUACAACGACACGGUGAACGGCGGCAUGUUCAACGGGCGGGACAUGGAGGAGCUUCCCGAAGCCAUCGGCCCUGUGGCUCAGCUGCAGGAGAAGCUCUACGUGCCUGUCAAAGAGUACCCUGACUUUAACUUUGUAGGGAGGAUCCUGGGCCCACGUGGACUGACGGCCAAACAACUGGAGGCAGAGACCGGCUGCAAGAUUAUGGUGCGAGGAAAGGGCUCCAUGAGAGACAAGAAGAAGGAGGAGAUGAACCGAGGGAAGCCCAACUGGGAGCACCUCAGCGAGGACCUCCACGUCCUGAUCACGGUGGAGGACACACACAACCGGGCCAAGAUCAAACUCCAGCGGGCCAUCAACGAGGUCAAGAAACUUCUGGUGCCAGCUGCUGAGGGGGAGGACAACCUGAAGAAAAUGCAGUUGAUGGAGCUGGCCAUUCUCAACGGGACCUACAGAGACGCCAAUGUCAAGACGCCCACCGCCGGCUUCCCUCUGGCGACCCCUCAGGCGCCCCGGAUCAUCACAGGCCCGACGCCCGUCCUGCCUCCCACCCUGCGCAACCCCGCCCCCGUCACCACGCCGACCAUCAUGCCUCUGAUCCGUCAGAUCCAGAGCUCCGCCCUCGUGCCGGGAGGCAAUCCGCACCCGGCGCUGGUGCAGCAAGGGCCCGAAUCUGGAAUCAUCUACACGCCCUACGAGUAUCCCUACACACUCACGCCCUCCAUAUUGGAAUACCCGAUUGACUCAACUGGAGUAUUAGGUAUGGCUUUCCCAACCAAAGGCUAAACGAUAGCAACUCUUCCUAGCACACACACGGACUGGCUUGCAGAGACCCCACCCCCCCACCCCCCCACAUACUUGUUCCCCCAGAGCAAACACUCAAAGUUUGCUCAUACUUUAGGAUGACAGAUUCCUCGACAGUCAUUCUGUAGUCAAGUGUCCAUUCCUGUUAAUUUCCUCUUUGUAUUAGCAGACUAGUGUUGUGGUGUGACAGCUAUUUAACUUUUUUUAAUAGUUCAGCUUCUGCUUGUAAUUUUAACACAUUUUUAGUGAACCCAUAGGUAUUCUAGCGCCGCUGUUUGUGAUUUAAUAUAUGUUAAAGCUUAUUUUAAUCACAGAGCUAUAGAGUGACUUUGCUUACAGCUGAUGUUGAAUCUACUAGUGAAGCUUAGUGAGAAAUUAGUGGUUUGGAUUAAUAUUUUCUUUAGAGAACAGAAGACCACAAAACAACAAGAGUUCUGUCUCUUAGAAGUGAGAUGUUUUGACUUGUUUUCGCCCUUCAGCCUUGAACACUUUGUAUAUUCCUGAUGUUGGUGCCAUGGGUGGACUGUUUGAUGUCUUUCUGAUGAGUAACCUUCUGUGUUCUGUUUUGGCGAUGUCAAUGGCUGUUAGCAGGUGCCAUGACCACUAAGGUACGACGCCACGACAAGAGAAUCCAUCCUUACCAAAGGGUAGUGACCCCAGACAGAGGUUAGUUAGCUCACCAGCCACUUUAUGUGUAUGUGUGUGUGUGUUAGUGUGCGUGCAUGCAGACCAAUGGACCAAUUUCAGUUUACAUGUGUCUGUAAAACGGCAUGCCUAAAAAAAGAAGUAACUGUAUCAGGCGAAAAAAAGGUCACACGCUGAAGCAGCUUCAGUGUAAAAUGUGAAACGGUAUUUGUUGCAGUGAAAGUGAAAUAAGUGAGCAGAUUGGGAGGAACCACGUGAGGGGUGACAGCUGCAGCGGUUAUCUUUGCUCGCCUGGUAGAUAAACUGGACGGCUUGCAGGCCGGGACCCUCUCAAUUAGAAUGGAUCACUCCGUUCAUGUGACUCGGUCCUUGUGACUCUGGGUUUGGAGUCCUCUCUCAGAAACUUUUUUUUUGUUGUUGUUGUUUUUAUCUCUUCACUACUACUUUUGACCCUGCAAAUAACUGUGGGAAGUUUUAUUUAUACCCAACUUCAUUCCAGUAGAUUUCCACAAAUGUUUUUUUUAUUAUUAUUAUGAAUUAAAUCCUGUGUUGUGCCCAAUGACUAUAUGACACUUAAAGGAGCAGUGUGUAAGACUUAGGGGGAUUUAGUGCCAUCCAGCGGUGAGGAUUGCAGAUUGCAACCAGCUUCUCCCGGUUAGAAUUCCUUCGGUAUUCAUCAUUCAGAAGGUUUUUACUGGUAGCUGAAUUAUCUCUCUUGUCUCUUCUUCUUUAAAACAAACAAACCAGGUGAUUAAAACUGGUUAAAAAACACUGAAUGAAGCAGUUUCACGUUACAAAUCAGUGUUUCUUUAAUGCUGUUUGGCAUGUCGCAGAUGGGCUAGCCCAGCACCUGCUAGUGUGCGAUAACCUAUUUUUCUCAAAACUUAAUGUGUGCUCAACUUAUUUCUGAUCCAGACGUUCAGGAGGUUUUUACCAGGAGCUGAAUUAUUCGCAGAGGUCUUUUCCAUUUCAAAACAAACAGACCAGCUGAUUAAAAACAGUAACAACACUGAAUAAAGCAGUUUCACAUUAAAGAAAAACAUAAUCCCCAUUUACAUUACAUUUACAUUUUUGUCUCGCCUUUAAGCUGGGGGUGGAGGAAGUAACAGCGCGGAAUUGACAUCUGUGUAAAAAGGACAGCGGGCAGGAUAGGACGGGUGUGACGUUUUGAUGACAUGUGACCCAUCACUGGGAGAUUUGAAAAGCAGUUUGCAGCUUACUUAGGGGCUGUACACAUACCGCAUCUUUAACCGCCUGGAAAACGCGAGGUCGGGUGCUGUGUGCUACUUUUGUGCCUUUUUUGUGCCAGCUUUAGUGCAGAGCUGAUCUUCUUCCAGACGCUGUUUAUAAGUGUGUAGGCCUAUCGUCUGUGGGACAGAUGUAAAGCUCUGGGUAGCCCUGCACUAACAUGAUCAACUUCUCCGUAUUUAUUAGACUGAAUAUUUACAGAAGAAGGGAAAGAUAUCUGUCGGCUGUGAUUGGUUGUUCCUUGUCACACGACAUGCGAGGUGCGCUGCUGCUUUUCAAAAGUUGAACUUCACACAUAAACUGAAAAAUAGGUGUUCGGAAACAUGUGCGUGCCGUGACAGCAUCGUUCUGGCCUUUUAGGACAAUGAAAACAUUUAAUUUGAGGGCGCAAAAACGGCCCCUUAAAGAAGAACAACAGCAACAUUAAUGUCCUUAAAUUUGGAAAACAAUGAGGUUCUGGAGCUCCUUACCCUCCGAGCAGAGGACGAGAUCAGCUGCCUUACAACAGGGAUGGUAAAUAAUUAUUGCCAAUAAAGCACUGCCUGAUGUGUCUGUUACAUGUCACACGAGAGUUUGGCUCUGUGUAAAAAUUUAAAGGUGGCGUAAAGAAGGGACUUGGUAGCAGCCCUAUUGCGUGAUCUCUGUGUAGAAAGGGCUAAUGUUUGACCCUGUUCGGCAUGUCGGAAACAGGUCGCUAGCCCAGCACCUGCUAAUGUGUGCUCACCUUUUAUCUCUGACAACACAAGAUCGAGACGUUCAGGAGGUUUUUGCCGGAAGCAGAAUUACCUGCAGAGGUCUCUUCCUCUCCAAAACUAAUUUAAACUGGUAAAAGAACAGAAUAAAGCAGUUUCACACUAAAAAUUGUUGCAGAGUGGCGGCUAACCACGGUGGCCUGAUGCAAAAACGCCAAUGGCCCUAUCCUGGCAGUGCAACAUGGCAGUCUCCAUGGAUGAGAAUUGCUCCCUGUGUAGAUAUAAACAGCUCAUUUUAAAGUAACAAAAACAUGACGAUUCUUAUUUUCAGGUGAUUACACACUAAACAGAAUUGUUGCCCAAUAAAUCUAUCCCCCUAAAUCCUACACACUGGACCUUUAAUGUAACAGUGAUUGUCUUUUUAUCUGAAGGUCAUUCAAUUCAGUAUGAUCUUUGGUCUUUACUACUAAAACACAGCGUGUGAUAACUACUGAGGUCUGUGUUACAAGCUCUUUUGUAUGAAAUACUGUUGUUUGUGGUCUUAUCAGUCGCCCACUGGACUUUAUCAUUGGGACUGUUUACAUCUUUCAUAUAUUUCCUAGCCAGAGUGGCGCUGUUACCAUGUAUUUAGCUGCAAAAUAAAUUUGUAUAUAGGGAUUUUAAGGAUUUAAGUGCUUAUAUGAAGCUUAUGGAACAAGAUCGCUUUGGAAAUACUUGUAGUUUUUUUUUUUUUUUUUUUUUUUUUUUUUUAGUUUGUAAAUUUUUAUUUUUACGACAUGCUUUUUAUAGAUGAAGUGUCUCCAUGUAAACUUCAGACUUUUAUUCAAGGUGUGUAGCUACUACUGUUUUAGUCACCGCGAGAAAAAAGGUGGCAGUGAAGGCAGUGUUUUGCUCUUGUCUAUUUAAGACGAGGCGACCUUCUCGAUUCACAGGCCUCGUGACUGUUUUAUGCAAUAGAAAUGGACUAGCUAGCUACAAUAUAUGUGCGUGUGUGUGCGUGCGUGUGUGAGCGGUGGUGCUCUUGUUGUACACGAUGGACAAAAAACACUAAAAGGCAAUAAAGAUGACUAUUGAAAAAAAAGAUCUCUAAAGAAAACCAAAGCCUCUAAAUUCUUGUAGUUAGUCUGUCUAUUGUUAAAUUGUUUCUAAAAUCACCAUCUCUUAACCUCUCAUCGCUAUCUCCUAUGGUGCCUCUUUGCUUACUGUAGCCAUUAGCUGCUCUUCUAAUACUUCAUAGCCAAUAGAUCAAACCAUAAUCAAUAAUCAGUUAAUCACAACUGUUAAUCUUACACCUGCUGCUAAACAAUAGCUCUAUUUGUCAGUAAGCGAAAGUAUUUCUGAGGCCCCGACACUUUUCUUUGGACAUAAAGGUCACCUUCUCACCCACAUGAAACCAUGCUGUCUCCCUCUCUGUCCAUGGUUUCACUGUCUGUCUGUGCUAGACGUAGCCCAGCUAGCAUGAGUAGUAUCACUAUAGCAGCGGUCACACGACAGGAGGGGCAUCUCCUUAAAACACAACCCUGCAAACACCUUCAUGAGCACACGUGAGCAUCUCUAACCGGCCAUUCCUUAUGUCACCACCCGCUGGUUGAUGUAAGUCCUUCUGAAUGGUUAUGCAGGGCUCAUGAAGGUGUUGUGCAGCUCUUCUGUAGCGCCCCUCAUGCUGUGUGACUGCCGUAGAUCUGCCUUGUUGUCAUCCUGACGCCACUAGCUGACACUAAUCUCUCUUCUAUCUUUUUUUCUUUUUAUGUCCCCUUUUAUGUGCCCUUUUUGUUUCCUUUCCACGUCUGUCCG